CUCCGAAGCAGCCGCUUUGCUGGGUCAAAUCGGUUCGAGUUUGAAGCUGCUGGCUGCGCCAGGGCUUUUGGAUGGGGUGUCGGGAAGGUGUACCUGGCCAGAUGAAAAUAGUGGGGUGGGCUGAGAGUGGGGGGUUUGGACCCCCUGGUUUGCGUAGCCGAGGAGCUGGGAAAGCCAAAGCCGUCAGGUGCAGGAGGCGGCGCAGAUGUCUGCCCGAGAUCCUGCCGUCUGCAAACGCAUCAGGUGCAAGAUCUCGCAACAGCACUUCAGGAAUUCAUGCUGCCUGCCCUGGCUGCUGGGACCCGCUGCCCUGACUUCUGACCCGCGAUCCCGGUCUGCCUGGCUCUGCUGAGUGCCUCCUGUCCUAACCCAAAGCCCCACUCGUGGUUUGGUUUCAGCCCCUGGAGGCUUUCGGUGAGCCUGCGUGUCAAACAAGGUGGGUCCAUGUCCCAGCUCCAGAGCUCCUGGGAAGCGCACCGGCAGGACAUGGCUUAUCUCCCAGACCCAGACAUGGAGACCGUGGCUGCCAGCACGUCGCUUCCCGACCCAGCCGGCGAGUUCGACAGGAACGUGCCCCGAAUCUGUGGGGUCUGUGGGGACAGAGCCACGGGCUUUCACUUCAACGCCAUGACCUGCGAAGGCUGCAAGGGCUUCUUCAGGCGAAGCAUGAAGAGGAAGGCGAUGUUCACGUGUCCGUUCAACGGCGACUGCAAAAUCACCAAGGACAACCGGCGGCACUGCCAGGCCUGCCGGCUGAAGCGCUGCGUGGACAUCGGCAUGAUGAAGGAGUUCAUCCUGACGGACGAGGAGGUCCAGAGGAAGCGCGAGAUGAUACUGAAGCGCAAGGAGGAGGAGGCGCUGAAGGAGAGCCUGAAGCCCAAGCUCUCGGAGGAGCAGCAGAAAGUCAUCGACAUCCUCCUGGAGGCCCACCACAAGACCUACGACCCCACGUACUCCGACUUCACCAAGUUUCGGCCCCCGGUGAGAACCAGGUCCAGCAGCAGGGUGGCGGCGCGGUCCUCCUCCAUGCUCACCCAGGACUUCUCCUCGGAGGACUCCACCGACGCCUUCGGCUCCGAUGCCUUCAGCACGUUCCCCGAGUCCGUGGAGCCCCCGAUGUUUUCAAACCUGGUCCUGUCCGAGGAGAACGACGAGAGCUCCUCCAUGAACAUCGAGUUCUCCCACCUCUCCAUGCUCCCGCACUUGGCCGACCUGGUCAGCUACAGCAUCCAGAAGGUGAUCGGCUUUGCCAAAAUGAUCCCGGGAUUCAGGGAUCUGACCGCAGAGGACCAGAUCGCCCUGCUGAAAUCCAGCGCCAUCGAGGUGAUCAUGCUGCGCUCAAACCAGUCCUUCACCCUCGAGGACAUGUCGUGGACCUGCGGCAGCGCUGACUUCAAGUACAAAGUCAGCGACGUCACCCAGGCCGGCCACAGCAUGGACCUGCUCGAGCCGCUCGUGAAAUUCCAGGUCGGCUUGAAGAAGCUGAACCUUCACGAAGAAGAGCACGUGCUGCUCAUGGCCAUCUGCAUCCUGUCCCCAGAUCGCCCCGGCGUGCAGGACACCUCGCUGGUGGAGGCCAUCCAGGAUCGCCUCUCGGACAUCCUGCAGACCUACAUCCGCUGCCGGCACCCGCCGCCCGGCAGCCGCCUGCUCUACGCCAAGAUGAUCCAGAAGCUGGCCGACCUGCGCAGCCUCAACGAGGAGCACUCCAAGCAGUACCGCUGCCUCUCCUUCCAGCCCGAGCACAGCAUGCAGCUCACGCCGCUGGUGCUCGAGGUCUUCGGCAACGAGAUCUCCUGACUCCCGCCGCUGCGGGCCGGGGCGCCCACGAGUAAAGGGAUAAGUCAGCCUGGCUUCCCCGGGGAGCCCGGGCACGAGGUCGGACACGGAGGGUUUGGUUUCACACUACUGCAGCUCCUGCUUUGGCUCAUCCACGGCGGCCGAGGUUUGCUCGCUGCAGAGCGGUCACGGACCAAAAUCUGCGCGUUUUUUCCCCCACCACCUCCACCUCCACCUCCACCAGCGGCUUUUCCGCUUGCGUGCCCCCCGCGAGAGCUGACUUAUCCCUUUCUGGAUGUUUUUGAGGCUAGGCCGCCUCGAACCACUUCUUUCUGACCUGAGAAGUCGGGCUGCUUGGGAGGAGAAGCUGGGGGUUUUGCACAUCCGUGGCGCCGGGGAGCUGCUGGCGCCGGCUCCUGCUCCCCUCCGGGACCCGAGGGACCCACGCGCUCGCCCCGCUUCCCGAAGGGCGAUGCCGACGGGACGGCACACCCCAAAUCUCCGCGGGGAAACGCUGCGGCCGUGCUAAAAGCACUCCUCCGAGAGGCAAAAUGGGGAGAAAAACCGCGUCUGGGAGCAUCCAGCCGAGCUGCGAUGCGCGUUCCUAACACUACUGCCUGCCCGGGGGGAGCGGAGCUGUUGGGGGGGCCUCCUGCAGCACCCCCCCGGCCCGUGUCACCCCCUCUGCUGCAGCUCGUGGCAGGGCUGGGCUCUCCGACCACCCGCGGGCUAACGAGGCAUCGCCUUAACGAUGGAGGUGGGGGCUCGGAGGGGGCACGCUGAGGUUUCCCGUGCACCCAUACUGGGACUUCUGAGGCUGCCUGGGGCACCCCAUCCCCUGCUGUCCCCCCCCUGCCGGGGUGGCCCUUCGGGUGGGGACAGCGGGAGGGCAGCUCGGGGACGCCGGAGGCGCCCGAAACACGGAGCAGAGGCGGAGGAGAGCAGGGGGAGCCUCGGUCCCAGCGGGCCCCUCAGCACCGAGACCCAACCACGGCCGCCCCUCCGCGGGACACCGGGGGCUGGCCCCCAGGGACAGCGGUGCCACCGGCGCGGGGACGGGCGGCCGUGCACUUUAUGGGGGGGGGGGACAGGGACACAACACCGGGUCGGUUGCUGCAGCCGCCGCCGCCGCCACGUGCUGCUCUGUGC
Cygnus atratus (black swan) is the source of this 2928-nucleotide messenger RNA. RefSeq names its product vitamin D receptor (gene VDR). Lineage: Eukaryota; Metazoa; Chordata; Aves; Anseriformes; Anatidae. The coding region runs from base 445 to 1800 and encodes 451 amino acids. The record is from RefSeq and is a predicted model, not a curated record. The transcript has 11 exons. Gene Ontology annotation, biological process: positive regulation of transcription by RNA polymerase II; negative regulation of transcription by RNA polymerase II; multicellular organism development. Gene Ontology annotation, cellular component: nucleus. Gene Ontology annotation, molecular function: vitamin D response element binding; zinc ion binding; nuclear receptor activity.